This is a messenger RNA of Nerophis lumbriciformis (worm pipefish), 702 nucleotides long. The record is from RefSeq and is a predicted model, not a curated record. Lineage: Eukaryota; Metazoa; Chordata; Actinopteri; Syngnathiformes; Syngnathidae.
AUGGCGUCUGAAGAGCUUGCCAAGAAGCUACAGUCACGACUCGCCGCCUCGGAAGAGACCGAGCCGAGGCCAGAGCUCGAGGAGAACCUCGUCCCGGCCAAAUACCAAGAAUCGGAGGCGGCUUGCGGCGAUACUUCAACCGAGCUUUCCGCUAAACUCAAUCGACGGCUGGACAUCAACGAAGGCAACGCGCCCCCUCGGGCUAGUCGCGUUUUCAACCCCUACACUGAAUUUAAGGAGUUCUCCCGAAAGCAGAUUAAGGAUAUGGAGGUGAUGUUUAAAAGGUAUGACACUGGUAAAGAUGGCUUCAUUGACCUGAUGGAGCUGAAGUUGAUGAUGGAGAAACUGGGGGCUCCACAGACACACUUAGGCCUAAAGAACAUGAUCAAAGAAGUGGAUGAGGACUUUGAUGGAAAGCUGAGCUAUCGAGAGUUCUUGUUGAUCUUCCGAAGAGCAGCAGCAGGGGAGCUUCAAGAAGAGAGUGGUCUUAUGGCACUAGCCAGACUUUCUGAAAUCAACGUCUCCACUGAGGGAGUGAGUGGGGCCAAAGACUUCUUUGAAGCUAAGAUGCAGGCGCUGUCGGUGAGCAGCAAGUUCGAGGCCGAGAUCCGAGAAGAGAAGGAAGAACGCAAGAAACAGGAAGUGGAGAAAAAGGAGAGGCAAGCCGCCUUCAAACAGCUUCAGUCGGCGUUCUGCUCAUGA